AGAACCUCUGAAGAUUUCUCUCACUGCAACUUUCCCCUAGCCAAGGUACUGACAGACUUUGUGUGCAGGUGUGUACUGUGUUUGCAUAAUGUGUGCCUGUGUGUCACCUGUCUGUCCGUCUGUCUGUCUGCCUGCCAGUCAGUUUGUCUGUGCCUAUUAAGUUAAUCUCAACACUACGCUCAGGAAGUUGAAAUGGACCCGGGGGGCCCAUCGCCCCUCAUACAUUUUGUGGUGGCGAAGAAGACUAUCAACGGUAUAUUUGAUCAGCUGCUGGAGUAUGUCAAAGAGGGCUCAGAGUUUGUGGACGAGACAUGGCGAAGUGCGGAUCUGGAGCAGGUCGCAGUUGAGGAGCAGUGCCUUGAAAUCCAGACUUGUGCUAGGAAACUGGCCACCAUUCGGGAGGUGCUGGCUCGUAGGCACAUGAAGGUAGCCUUUUUUGGGAGGACGAGUAACGGUAAAAGCACGGUGAUCAAUGCUAUGCUGAGGGACCGGGUGCUGCCCAGCGGCAUUGGCCACACCACCAACUGCUUUUUGAGGGUGGAAGGCACAGACGGGGACGAUGCCUACCUCACCACCGAGGGCUCUGAUGACAGAAAAAGUGUCAAGUCAGUCAAUCAGCUGGCCCAUGCCCUGCAUAUGGAGCGCAGUCUAGACUCAGGCUGCCUAGUGAAGGUGUUCUGGCCCAAGUCCAGGUGUGCCCUGCUGAGGGAUGACCUUGUUAUUAUGGACAGCCCAGGGACUGAUGUGACCUCUUACCUGGACAGCUGGAUCGACAAAUUCUGUCUGGAUGCUGACGUCUUUGUGUUGGUGGGCAAUGCAGAGUCCACACUGAUGAACACAGAGAAGCUGUUUUUCCACAAAGUGAGCGAGCGAAUAUCCAAGCCAAACAUUUUUAUCCUGCACAACCGCUGGGAUGCCUCUGCGUGGGAGCCCGAGUACAUUGAAGAAGUGCGUAAGCAGCACAUGGACCGCUGUGUGAGUUUCCUGGUGGAGGAGCUGAGGGUGGUGAGACAAGAGGAGGCGCCAGGCCGGAUCUUCUUUGUGUCGGCCAAGGAGGUGCUCAGCUCCAGGAUGCACUGUGCCCAGGGCAUGCCCGAGACAGGAGGCGCUUUAGCAGAGGGAUUCCACGAGAGACUGAGGGAGUUCCAGAGAUUCGAGAGGACUUUUGAGGAGUUCAUCUCACACUCUGCGGUCAAGACCAAGUUUGAGCAGCACACGCUCAGGGCGUGGCAGAUCACAGAAGCAAUCAAAGCAGUCAUGGACGCCAUAAAUAUCGCAUCCGCCGAAAGGAAGAUAUUUUCCCUGGAGGACCGAGAGGACCAGAAGGACCGUCUAGAUUUUGUCAGAGGCCAACUUAACCGCCUGACUGAGAACGUCAAAGAGAAAAUCAACACCAUAACAGAUGAGGUGGCUGCCAAGGUGACCGUUGCCAUGGUGGAGCAGAUUCGUGGUCUCCCAGCGCUGGUUGAUGAGUUCAGUGCUGAUUUUAUAGCAACACCACAUGCAUUGCCGCUCUACAAAGCAAAGCUUAUGAUGCAUGUGGAAGAGAGGAUGAGUACAUCUUUGGCCUUUCGUUGUUCCACUGGGAUCCUUGGCCACAUGCAGUCAUGCCAGAAAAACAUGAUUGAGAAUGUUCGGCCGCUGCUGCCCCCUGCUGUCCAGGAGCAGUUCCACAUUCACCUACCCAGCAGGAAGUUUGUCCUGACCUACGACCUUAACCUGGCCACCCUCUGCGCUGACUUCCAGGAGAACAUCGACUUCCAGUUCUCUCUCGGCUGGACUGCCCUUGUCAGCCGAUUCAUUGGGCCGAGCAAUGCCAAACGAGCCCUGAUGGUCAUGAACCAGAAGUUUCAGGUUAGCCAUGGUGGCCACCAGUGUCAUAUGCCCUUAAAUUCUCUCCAGAAUACCUCUCCUACUGCACUCCAGGCACAUGGUGGAACCAGCCUACAGGACCACGUGGCCUUUUCAAUGGCAACAGGUGUAGUGUCACUCACCUCCAGAGCCUCCAUGACUGUGCUUGUCAUUGGUGGAGUGGUGUGGCGCUCAGUGGGCUGGAGGCUCAUCGCCCUCUCCGCAACACUUUAUGGCCUGCUCUACCUGUACGAGAAGCUGACGUGGACCAACGCCUCCAGGGAACGGGCUCUGAAGCAGCAGUUUGUGGAGCUCGCCAUCCACCGACUUAGGGCCAUCAUCCCCUUCACCAGCGGGAGCUGCAGCCAGCAGGUUCACCAGGAGUUGGCAACGACCUUUGCCCGUCUGUGCCAGCGGGUUGACCUGAGCGAGGUGGAGCUGGAGGGGCACAUUCGACUACUGAGUGGCAGGAUCCAGAGACUGGAGAACGUCCAGCGACGCUCCAAGACUCUCAGACACAGAGCCACAGAUCUGGAGUCUCAGCUGGAGGCAUUCUCUGCCCAGUAUCUGCAGAAUCAGUGCUGAGUGAACAGAUCCUCACCAGGAGCUACAUUGAGAUUUUCAAUGGGACUGGUUCUAAAAUGGUCUGCGGUACCAUGAUCAUUCUAUAGAGAAACUACUCAGUUUCCAAGAACCAAUUUAAAACCAAAAACAGGCAUUCCCACAACAUCCAAGGAACCAAAUGUUCUAGCUGGAUAGCAUCUGGAUGUGUCAUUGCAUGUGUUAUCGCAUGGGGCACAUCUCACACAGGUACAGUGCAUUCGGAAAGUAUUCAGACCCCUUGACUUUUUCCACAUUUUGUUUUACGUCACAGCCUUAUUCUAAAAUGUUGUGAAUUAUUUUCAUUUCAUCAUCAAUCUACACACAAUACCCCAUAACGAUAAAGCAAAAACAGGUUUUUAGAAAUGUUUGCACAUUUAUAAAAAAAUCGAAAACUGAAAUAUCACAGUACUCAGACCCUUUACUCAGUACUUUGUUGAAGCACCUUUGGCAGCGAUUACAGCCUUGAGUCUUCUUGGUUAGGACGCUAUAAGCUUGGCACACCUGUAUUUUGGGAGUUUCCCCCAUUUUUCUCUGCAGAUCCUCUCAAGCUCUGUCAGGUUGGAUGGGGAGCGUAGCUGCACAGCUAUUUUUAGGUCUCUCCAGAGAUGUUCGAUUGGGUUCAAGUCUGGGCUCUGACUGGGCCACUCAAGGACAUUCAGAGACUUGUCCCGAAGCCACUUCUGCGUUGUCUUGGCUCUGUGCAUAGGAUCGUUGUCAUGUUGGAAGGUGAACCUUCCCCUUAGUCUGAGGUCCUGAGCGCUCUGGGGCAGGUUUUCAUCAAGGAUCUCUCUGUACUUUGUUCUGUUCAUCUUUCCCUCAAUCAUGACUAGUCUCCUAGUCCCUGCCACUGAAAAACAUCCAGACAGCAUUCAGGCCAAAGAGUUCAAUCUUGGUUACAUCAGACCAGAGAAUCUUGUUUCUCAUGGUCUGAGAGUCCUUUAGGUGCCUUUUGGUAAACUCCAAGCGGGCCUUUUACUGAGUAGUGGAUCCGUCUGGCCACUCUACCAUAAAGGCCUGAUUGGUGGAGUGUUGCAGAGAUGGUUGUCCUUCUGGAAGAUUCUGCCAUCUUCACAGAGGAACUCUGGAGCUCUGUCAGAGUGACCAUCGGGUUCUUGGUCACCUCCCUGACCAAGGCCCUUCUUCCCUGAGUGCUCAGUUUAGCCGGUCAGCCAGCUCUAGGAAAGUCUGAUUGGUUCUUUUAAUUUUAAAUACAUUUGCAAAAAUCUCUAAAAACCUGUUUUCACUUCAUCAUUAUGGGGUAUUCUGUGUAGAUUUAUGAGGGGGGAAAAAUGAUUGAAUCCAUUUUAGAAUAAGGCUGUAACGUAACAAAAUGUGGAAAAAGUCAAGUGGUUUGAAUGCUUUCCGAAUACACUGUAUACAGGGCCAAGCUGAUUCAGUAAAACACAAUAAAAUAACAGGCAUAGUGCCAUACAGUAUUUUAUUUAGACAGUUGUGAAAUCACAGAGGGGUAGACAGAGAGAUGGGAGUAACUGUAUGACGUUUUAGGUCUCAUUGGAUGUUUUAGGGCUAGAUUCAAUCAGCGCUAUAGUUCGCUAUGAGGUCAUUUCCAAUUGAGCCGACAUACGCAGCAUUUACCAUGAAUGCAGUCUCUGCGAAUGCUGGAAAAUUGCCUUUAAAUUUGAAUCGCGCUAUAGCACUGAACUUUGGCAUUACGGAUUGAAUCGAGCCCUUGGAGUGAAGAAUGAACCCCGGUCUGCGGUGGGGAGAGGGAGUAUAUGUGUCUAGAGCCUGUGGUAUUACUGCUAGACUACGGGCUCUGCACACACCAUACAGUAUUGCCAUGAAGACACUUUUGUUAUACAGAUGGGACUUGUUGUGACUUCCUAUGAUCUAAGUCAGUUGUAGUUUUUCACUCAUAUUGUACAGUAUUUGUAGUUCAGGCUACUGAGUUUGAAAUGAAUCUCUUUUUCAGCUUUACAAACAUCAGUUAAUUUCCAGCUCAAAAAUAAUGUUAGUAUUGACACACUUUAGCAAAAUAAUAGGAUAAAUAUAUGGUAGACGGUUCAUUUAGCUGCUAAGUUCUACACCCAGUUUUGUCACCUUUGUACCAAGUAAACUCAAAUGUAUUGUACUUGCAUUUUCUGAAACUCUGCACAUUACAUUUGGUAUAUUAGAGAGACACUGUUUAUUCAUGACUGUGCUAUUCAUCUUCACACAAGUGAAGAUAUGAAUAAACAGCUUUAGUUACUUCAUAUUUACUAAGUGCAAUAAAUCUGGCCAGAUAUUUCUUGGGUCUGUGUUUCUUGCCUGUUGAGGAUUUGCCACACCAAGGGGAAAAUAUUGUUUGACGGGAGGCAAUAUAUGGGUCGUUACAUGAAUAUAGAGCCUGAUAUUUUCUCUAAUAAUUUAAGUAAAGAUUUUGCACCAGUGUUGAAUUUUAAAAGCCUGCUAUAUUUAAUGAAGUGCCCUUUAAUACACUGAGUGAACAAAACAUGAUGAACAUAGACGGAGCAGGGGAAAGUUAUGAUCCCUUAUUGAUGUAACUUGUUAAAUCGACUUCAAUCAGUGUAGAUGAAGGGGAGGAGACAGGUUAAAGAAGGAUUUGUAAGCCUUGAGACAAUUGAGACAUGGGUUGUGUAUGUGUGCCAUUCAGAGGGUGAAUGUGCAAGACAAAAGAUUGAAGUACCUUUGAACAGGGUAUGGUAGUAGGUGCCAGGCGCACCACUUUGUGUCAAUAACUGAUGGGUUUUUCCCGCUCAACAGUUUCCAGUGUGUAUAAAGAAUGGUCCACCACCCAAAUGACAACCAGUCAACUGGGGGAAACACAACAUGGGCCAGCAUCCCCGUGGAAUGCUUUCGACACCUUGUAGAGUCCAUGCCCCAAUGAAUUGAGGCUGUUAUGAGGGCAAAAAGGGGGGUGCAUCUCAAUAUUAGGACGUUGUUCUUAAUGUUUUGUAGACUCAGUGUAUAAACCACAUGGAAAAUUCAAUAAAUCUGACUUUCUUUUGUUCCAUAUUGUAUUUUCCCGAACUCUAUUAAGAUUUUAACCCACUUAACCCCAAGUUUUCAGAAUCAUUGUAAAGCCCUGGUUAUUUUGUUGCUUUGACAAAGUCAUUUCUGAAGAUGAUUAUUUAUUUAAUGUAAUUAGUGAUUCAUUUACACUUGUCCCUGUCACGUUCCUGACCUGUUUUCUGUUAGUUUUGUAUGUGUUAGUUGGUCAGGACGUGAGUUUGGGUGGGCAGUCUAUGUUUUCUGUUUCUAUGUUGGUUUUGGGUGACCUGAUAUGGCUCUCAAUUAGAGGCAGGUGGUUUUCAUUUCCUCUGAUUGAGAGUCAUAUUAAGGUAGGUGUUUUCACACUGUUUGUUUGUGGGUGGUUGUCUCCUGUGUCUGUGUCUAUGUACGUUGCGCCACAAGGGACUGUUUUCGGUUUGUUUGUUCGUUUGUUCGGUUUAUGUAGUCUGUUCCUGUUUCAUGCGUUCUUCGUGUCAUGUAAGUUCUUAUGUUCAGGUGCGUCUACGUCGUUUGUUGUUUUGUAGUUUGUUAAAGUGUUUUCGUGUUUUUUCGUCUUGAAUUUAAUAAAUCAUGUCAUCUCAAGAAGCUGCAU
Messenger RNA from Salvelinus fontinalis (brook trout), 6019 nucleotides. It is a transcript of the gene mfn1a, whose product is annotated as mitofusin 1a. Gene Ontology annotation, biological process: mitochondrial fusion; mitochondrion localization. NCBI's taxonomy places the organism in Eukaryota, Metazoa, Chordata, Actinopteri, Salmoniformes, Salmonidae. Gene Ontology annotation, cellular component: mitochondrial outer membrane. The coding region runs from base 193 to 2436 and encodes 747 amino acids. Gene Ontology annotation, molecular function: GTPase activity; GTP binding. The transcript has 17 exons. The record is from RefSeq and is a predicted model, not a curated record.